Glycine soja is the source of this 665-nucleotide messenger RNA. Its product is annotated as ethylene-responsive transcription factor ERF027-like. Gene Ontology annotation, molecular function: DNA-binding transcription factor activity; DNA binding. The record is from RefSeq and is a predicted model, not a curated record. The transcript has a single exon. Lineage: Eukaryota; Viridiplantae; Streptophyta; Magnoliopsida; Fabales; Fabaceae. Bases 66 to 617 code for a protein of 183 amino acids. Gene Ontology annotation, biological process: regulation of DNA-templated transcription.
UGAGGUGCAUCCAUUGGAGCAAGUCCUCAUUUGGCACGUGCGAGCCUCACUUAAAUAGCAUUAGCAUGGCCCCCUCAUCAUCACCAUCUUCCAAGAGGCACCCACUGUUCCACGGAAUCCGUUGCCGCGGAAGGAAAUGGGUCUCCGAAAUCCGCGAGCCACGCAAGGCCUCUCGCAUAUGGCUUGGCACCUUCCCCACGCCGGAGAUGGCCGCCGCUGCCUACGACGUGGCCGCGUUGGCCUUAAAAGGCGACGGCGCUGUUCUCAACCUCCCUCACUCGGUUUCAAAGUAUCAAAUGCCUUUAACCAACUCUCCUGCGGAUAUUCGCAGUGCUGCCUCCGCUGCAGCCGCAAUGAUAAAGGCCGAAACUGAAACUGAAGCUACCCACAACCACAACAUGAAUAUUGCAUCAAUAACUGAUAAUGAAGCUACCUACACUGCUUCAACUUCGUGGUUUGAAACUGAUUUCAUCGACGAGGAAGUCAUAUUUGGUAUGCCAAGUUUGCUGGUGGACAUGGCCGGGGGAAUGCUUCUGUCGCCGCCCAGAAUGAGCCCGCCACCGUCCGAUAACUCGCUGGAGAAGCAAAAUGGUGAAACUUUGUGGAGCUAUUUUUGACAUUGGCGUGUCUCACAUCAUAUCCCACACCCUUAAUUAAGGACUUUA